CGUUCUCGCGACGUUCAACGCGCAAAUCCCCGCACUCUGCACCGCUCACACUACAAUUUUUUGCUCAUGGAGGAGUCUCCGCACCUCAUAUCCUCUUGUCCGGUUUCGAGCAGCGCUAUCGUUCUCACUGACUUGGAGAAUAAGGUCAUUGCCGCGUCGCCCUCUGCUGAACGUCUCUUUUCUGGUUCAACGAUUGUCGGCAGGGACUGGAAUACACUUGUUGCCACAGAUUCUUCCGAUGUACCGAACCGCAAUGUUGGAUCUGUGAGAUUGAUGCGAGUGUUAGCACCGGAGGAGGACGCUGAAGAAGAUACCAGAUUCAUUCAGGUGUGCAUGCACCAAGUCGAAACAGACGGUAUUGCGUAUAGUGUCUGGUUUCUUGAAGACAUUACGGAUGUGCGAGACCUGUCACGAGCUAUUGAGGUGGAUUCCGAGGAUACCAAUGUGCGAAACGUAGAGACCCCGCCACCGACGGAAACUAUUGUGCUGCGCUUGAACUCUUUCGGUAGAAUCGUCCAAGCAUUUCCCAUGACCCAGUUUCUAGGACAUGAUACCGAGUCCCUCUUGAAUCGCUUCAUAAUGCGCUUUGUGGCUCCGGACGAUGUGGCGGAGCUAUGCAGAGGGUUGAGCCGGGCAUGCAGACCGUAUGGCUAUGCUGUGUUUAUGGUUCGCUGGACUUGGUCAGGCACAGAAGAUGGGCGGGCAGAUGGAGAUCUUGUCGAAGGGCGGGAGGGAUCUGUGGCAGUUCCCGCUGAUGAUGAAGAAGAAAAGCAAGAUUUUGAGAUGGUAUCUAAUCCUGAUGAAACGAUCACGGACGAAGCAAAUGCGGAUGAAGUUUUUGAACAAGUCAAUGCGUACAUGGCCGCACGGGCCCGAUCUCGCUCUAUCGGCCUCGCACCUGAACUUCGACCUCAUCUAUCUCCCACAUUCUCCCCUGAAAAUGUUUCUCCGCAUGAUGCCACGUCCUCUGCCAGCCCACUUGAACCUCCACUUUUCUCCACCGCAACCUCAGUCCCUCAAAGUCCUCGAUCUACCUCCCGCAGCUCCAGUAUUGCCGACCCGUCCACGCCUCUACCUACACCUCCUCCAUCGCCGUCGAAAUACCUCGACUCAGCGGUGCCUUCUCAACUGGACACAUCAUCAGAUCCUGUGCCCACUUGGGUUCAUUUUACCGUGGGCCCAUGUCCAUCGACCAACCCUGAUGAAGAAGAAGAUGAAGGAACAAGAAAUUUACUCUGUCUCAUUCAAGUCGUCCGUGCCAAUACUGGGCAAGAUAUCGACAUCGAACUGGCAGCAGCGGAUGCAGCACCCUCACAUGACGAGUGGUUCCUUACACUGCGUAACAGUGUCAAGAAGUGGACAUCCGCUGCGGGCGAAAUUGUCCAAUUUGCUUUGUGGGUUAUAUGGCGGGUAAUGAUUUUACCAAAAAUGGUUGUGGGCCGGGUUGGAGGAAUGAUAUUUAGAUGUUUAUGACGUGAAAUAGAGUUGAAGCACAAGCGUAUCUAUUUGUGAACGUUGAAAAGGGAAUGCAGAAAGCGUUCUAGGACCUGCAAAGUUGUGCAUUCUGUACGAAUACCACUUGUCUCUGUACUCUUAUCAGAAAGCAAUAGACAAGAUUACUGUUUUUGGUUGCAUACGCUGGCUGCCUCUACAUUGCUGAAUCAAAAUUGAAC
This is a messenger RNA of Spizellomyces punctatus DAOM BR117, 1673 nucleotides long. RefSeq lists its product as uncharacterized. NCBI's taxonomy places the organism in Eukaryota, Fungi, Chytridiomycota, Chytridiomycetes, Spizellomycetales, Spizellomycetaceae. The coding region runs from base 67 to 1473 and encodes 468 amino acids. The record is from RefSeq and is a predicted model, not a curated record. The transcript has a single exon.